Molecule: messenger RNA, 591 nt
Organism: Vicia faba (fava bean)
Lineage: Eukaryota; Viridiplantae; Streptophyta; Magnoliopsida; Fabales; Fabaceae
Source: the annotation of a GenBank genome assembly
AUGCAUUCACCAACGUACGGAUCCGACCCGACAGCCCAACCAAACACAACCUUCGUGCAAGCCGACCCAUCAAACUUCCGAUCAGUCGUCCAAAAACUAACCGGAGCAUCCCAAGACCCAUCCGCCCAAAAACUCCCACUCACACUCCCAUCUCGUCUAACAUCAACAACCACCCAACCCCACCGUCCACCACCACCCACCGCCACCUCCGAACAACCAAAAAAACCCAACUUCAAACUCCACGAACGCCGCUCCAAAAAACUCCAACUAACCGUUUCCGAAACUCCCACGAUGUUCCAAAACAACAACAUCAUGAUGAUGUUGAUGAACCACAACAACAAUAACAACAACAUUAACAACAACAACAACGUUCGAAGUGUUGUUAUGGCUUCACCUGUUUCUCCAUUAGAAUAUUAUUUAUCACGUGGAAAUAAUCCAAAAUCACCAUAUGAAGAAGAUGAUGAAGAAGAAGAAAAAGUCAUAGCUGAAAAAGGUUUCUAUUUGCACCCCUCUCCUAGAUCCUCUCAACAACCACCUCAACUAUUACCUCUUUUUCCUUUGCAUUCUCCUUCUUCUCAAUCUCAUUCUUAA